CGACCACACCCAAGGUUGACUCUGAUUUUUCAUCUGCCUCGCUUCGACAACCGCUUACGUCCCCACAUCGUACAUUCACGUCGGCAACGCUUCUCAAAAAUUCUUCAUUUGUCGUCUAUCUGAUUAGACCGCCCCUUACGUGUUCUCACCCACAAACAGCGAGUCAUGGGACAAACUCUCUCCAAUCCAUCCACCGACAAGAUCUCGGAGUCGGGGGAGAACGAUCGAGUCGUCUACGCCGUUUCUGAGAUGCAGGGAUGGAGAAUAACCAUGGAAGAUGCACAUGCUACCAUCCUAAACUUAGAUGGGGACGCGCCUCAGACUUCCAUGUUCUUUGCUGUGUACGAUGGACACGGUGGCAGCACCGUGGCCAAGUUCGCAGGCAAGAAUGUUCACCAGCGAUUGGUGGCUGAGGAAUCCUAUCGCGAGAAGCGUUACGACGAAGCCUUAAAGAAGGCAUUCCUGGGUACUGAUGAAGACCUCCUCGCCGACCCGGCACAUACCCGUGACCCAUCCGGAUGCACCGCCGUUGCUGCUCUCAUUACCACUGAUAAGAGAAUAUUUGUGGCCAACGCGGGAGAUUCGCGGUCUGUAAUCAGUGUGAAGGGAGAGGUCAAGCCCUUGAGCUUUGAUCACAAACCCUCAAGUGAUACCGAGAGAGCCCGUAUUGUUGGCGCUGGAGGUUACAUCGAAUAUGGCCGCGUCAAUGGCAAUCUUGCCCUCUCCAGGGCACUCGGAGAUUUCGAGUUCAAGAAGAAUUACGCCCUUACUCCCCAAAAGCAAGUGAUCACUGCCGACCCUGAUGUCACUGAGCACGCAAUAACGGACGAAGACGAAUUCUUGGUAAUAGCAUGCGAUGGUAUCUGGGACUGUUUAUCAUCGCAGCAAGUGGUCGACUUCAUCCGUCUCAGAGUCUCUGAGGGCAAAGAACUGCAGGAGAUUGGCGAGGAGAUGUGCGAGCACUGUCUAGCUCCCGACACAUCUUCUGGAGCUGGAAUUGGAUGUGACAAUAUGACCGUUCUCAUCAUCGCCCUUCUAAAUGGGAAAACCAAGGAGGAGUGGUACAAAUGGAUCAAGGACCGCGUGGAGUCAAAAUAUGGCUGGGAUACCCCCGACACCCUCCCUCAGAUAUACUCGCAAAACAGACUCAUGGCGUUCAAGGCUCGGAGAGAAGCUCAGGAGGAACGUGACCGGCUUCGUAAGGAACGGGGCGAAGAACCGGCAAACAGCUCAUCAUUCCUUGGAGGGGCAAGUGCAUUGUCCGGGUUUGCGCGAGUCCUCGGUGGUAAUGGUGGCAUCACUUUCCAACCCGGCGCAGGCAUCUUCACUGAUGGUGGUCCGCUGAUGUUUGCCAAUGCUGACGACGAUGACGAAAGCGGAGAUGAAAUUGACGAUGAGGGUGUUGCAAGUCGGGCGUUCUUGAGCGAGGCCUUUGGAAUAGGGCGACAAUCAGACGAUCCCACACAGAAUCUCCGGGACAGGCUUGCAGCGUUCGAGCACGAUAUACGGGAAGAUAAUAUGGAUGAAGAUGGGGAUCACCUCGACUUUGGCGGCGCCAGGAUGGAGGUGGUUGAUGAUGACGGCAACGAUGAGUCAAUCACCUUCCAGAGUCCGGACCAGUCCGCGGGGCAAUCAGCACCAAUAAACGGUGUCCCUGGGGAGGCGCCCCCUCCACCGAAAACAGCUGUCAACGGCAGUGUCGCCCCCGUCGAGCAACUCAAGUCACAACCGGUAGGGGAUGAACCCAGCCCCGCUGUCAAGGCCGAUGGCUUGCUCGAUUCCAGCGAGGAUCCUUUGAAGCAGUAAUUUAUGGGAUCGGACCCUCCUGUGAUACAUUCAUAAACCUAGCUACCCCCGUUCUUUCCAGGCUCGCAAGUUGCCCAGGCUCCAACAUGCUUCCUUAAUCUAUCGGUUUUCUGUUGUUUCGUCAUCCUUCCUUGUAGCAGUUUCACGGUUUGAUAACAUUCCCAGGUUCGAACUUCCGUAUCAUACAUCAUAUACUGUCCUACUGGCUCUCUCAUGUACUAGUAUAGUGGUCCAUACCUGUCUUUCGUACUCAUGUGACUCACACGACUUCAUGUAUGACUACUAUCUCCCCCUCGCACAGACAGACGAUGUUGAGUGAGCCAGACGACGUUGGAAGUGCGCCUACACCGAGCAAAGCCCCACCAGAGCCAUCCGUGACUUGAACAAUACUUUGCUUUGCCCACUUCUGCUUCGAGUCUCCGCCUCGGUAUAUGUAGACGUUCGCGCCUAGACCUCGGGCUCCGCUCUCAAACGCAAGCACUGUACUACCUGCCACAUGGUACGUAAACCGGGUGUCGCGUUUAGAUGCAAGCACAAAAGAGAGGGCGGAAAAAGUAGAAGUGUGAAUCCAAGUGGGCGGACCACCAUCUGUUCCAGGAUCAUCGAGAGUGAACACAGUGCCAUCUAAACCGUUCUUGAUCACGAAAGAUGUGAACGGAAAGGGUCCGGGGAGAUCAGUGGAUAGGAGGGUGAGCGACGAGUCCAACUUCAACGCCCAUGACGGUGUUGAUCCGUCUUCCGACACCCAAGUGAGCACCGAGAAUUGGCCCACGGAGACAUCAACUUCUUCGUCCAUCUCUCCCUGGGCAAGAGAGGGUGCACCUCGCCCAAGCCCAAGCCCGCUCAUGUCCUCGCCGGAUUGGAGCGCGGCUGUGUAUUUUUCGAGGUUCUCCCGAAUCAUGUACAACUCGGAAGGGUCAAGUGUCUCCGGGACCUCGACAUCGUUAGAUGAGGCCGAAGAUAGGUCUCCCGCGAGCACAUGCGUCCAUCGCGUACCCUCGUGUUGUUUGUCCAAGUGCAGCGUGAGAAGCCCAUAUGCGUGUUCCCCCUCCUUGUCCCACGUCCAGAAGCUCGUGGAUGGCUGGAUACCAUCCCACAGCGCGCGCUGCGAGUAGUGCGGUACCGGGAUAGGCACGGAACCGGAUGAAAACGCCGAGAUACCCUGCACGUGCAGUGAAAAGGCUUUCGACGUGAAUAGAACGCGUAUCUGGGACUUUUCUGUCGAAGAAGGGAGGGGAAACGCGACCGUGACCUCGUCGGAUGUCUGCAUCCACGAAUAAGGCGGAGGCCUCGAGAGCUGGGAGGCAUCCUGAUCAAGUGUUUCUCCGGCACGUGGGAUCGGGGCGAGUUCGUCUGGAGAGGGCUCGUAGCUCGGUGCCGCAGGGGCUCCAACUUCGUGAUAGGGCGAACUUCCUACCAGAAGGUGGCUCUUCAAGGCGGGAUGAUACUUUGUGAAGAUGGGAACGUUUUCGCCCCUCCGUCGCCAUGAGAUUUCGAGUUCCCCGAUCCUCAUUUCAUCAGGUGAAGCAGAUAGGUUUAUGCGAGCACCCCAAACAUCGAAGAGCACAAUCUUCCUCGACUUCUCCCCAUCCAAUGGAAGCGACGAGGUUUCUCCGUAAAAGCGAGACGAAAGCACCGCAACGACGGAUCCUUCGGAUGCUUGGCCGACGGAGUGAAUCCGGAAAGGCACGGAUUGGAUCGGAGGCGACGUCGAUUUGUCGACGAGCUCCCAUGUGUGUAGCAAUGAAGCCUGAUUGUUCUCCCGAAACUCGAAGCUGAAAAGAGAGCCUCGGCCAUCCGCGACGAGGACGUGCUUGUGAUCUACAAAUGCAGCUGAUGGGUACUCCGGAUGCAGAGUGCGGGUGGAUGGCGUUUCGAGCACCUGAGGGAGCUCAUAGAUGACAUUGCUCGAAGCCUGUUUUCCGUCCUCGGAUACUUUUACAAGUAUCACCUUGAACUCCGCGUCGACAUACAGACAGAGGCCGCCACUAGGUGCGGCUGCAAGGUGAUUAUGGGUAAUCCUGCUCUCAACUUCAUGGAAAGACAGCGGUGCGUAGCC
Messenger RNA from Coniophora puteana RWD-64-598 SS2, 3865 nucleotides. Its product is annotated as PP2C-domain-containing protein. The coding region runs from base 166 to 1806 and encodes 546 amino acids. Gene Ontology annotation, molecular function: cation binding; protein serine/threonine phosphatase activity. The transcript is spliced from 11 exons. NCBI's taxonomy places the organism in Eukaryota, Fungi, Basidiomycota, Agaricomycetes, Boletales, Coniophoraceae. The record is from RefSeq and is a predicted model, not a curated record. Gene Ontology annotation, biological process: protein dephosphorylation.